CCACUUCAAAGAUCCGAACUUUACUUCAUCCUAUCACAGUCAAAGUCUUGACCUUUUAGUCAAUCAAUCAAUCAUCCAUGGCUGAUCAGCAAACCCUAGAUUCCGAUGAUCUCUCUCACUCUACUUCCUCAGAUCCGUCGCUCUUGAGGUCUCUCUCCUCGAGUCGACUCAACGCCGGAGCUCCAGAGUUCGUACCUGGUCGAACUACUCCUCCUCCGAGGAUGAUUAUCCCUCCUCCUCCGCCGCACGGUAUGCUUCACAUGUACCACCACCAGCGUCCCUUCAACGUCCCCGUCCUCGGUCCUGUUCCUAUCCAGCCUCACCACCAUCCUCAUCGCUUCCAUCAUAACCGUCCUCAGAACCAGCACUAUGUUCCCGUGAGGAGCCAUCAGCAGGAGCCUGAUUCGGUUGUGAAGAAGAGAGAUCAUAAGAGAGAGUCUAAGAACAACGAUCAGACGAAUGAGGCUGGAGCUUCUUCUGUUGUGAUUGAUCCCAAGACUGGUUUGCCUGAGGAUACUAUUCAGAAGAUUGUGAAUCAGGUUGAAUACUACUUCAGUGAUUUGAACUUGGCCACCACAGAUCAUCUGAUGAGGUUCAUUAGCAAGGAUCCUGAAGGAUACGUGCCGAUACAAGUCGUUGCAUCUUUCAAGAAAGUUAAAGCUGUCGUUAGUGGUAAUUCUCAGCUUGCCACAGUGCUACAGAACUCAGCAAAGCUUGUUGUUAGUGAAGAUGGGAAGAAAGUGAGACGCUUGAAUCCAGUUACCGAGGCUGCUCUAGAAGAACUCCAGUCUCGUAUAGUAAUUGCUGAGAAUCUACCUGAGGAUCACUGCUACCAAAAUCUGAUGAAGAUCUUCUCUACUGUUGGAAGUGUGAAGAACAUCCGUACCUGCCAGCCACAGAUUACUGGGAACGCUGUUCCACCAGCUGCAAGAUCAGCCAAAAGCGAUGGAAAUCUCUUCAGUAACAAGGUCCAUGCUUUUGUGGAGUAUGAGACGGUUGAGUUAGCCGAGAAAGCAGUUGCGGAGCUAAAUGAAGCAGGAAACUGGAGGAGCAGUCUUAAGGUCCGGUUGAUGUUAAAACCUCAGACAAAGGAACCAAAACAGGGUCAAGGGCGAGGAAGAAAAGGACAUGAUGUAGAGGUAGAACAUGAGGAAGAUGAAGCGACGGCAUCCGAGCAGCAGCAGCAGCAGCCGAUUGAGAAACUAUCUGAAGAGUGUUCUGGGGAAUGGGAUACACAUGUGCCAGAGCAGGCAGUGAUAGGAGAGGAGCAAGGGAACGAGAAAGCGGCUGGGCAGAGAAAAGGGCGUAGCAGAGGUAGGGGGAAGGGACGAGGACGAGGUCAACCUCACCAGAACCAAAACCAAAACCACAACCACAAUGGGCGUGGGAAUCAUCAUAACCAUAACCAUCACCAUCAACAUCAAGUGGGAACACCACCUUCAAACAAUCAAAUGAACAGCAUGGAGCAGCAGCCAAAACAGCAACCACCGGGACCAAGGAUGCCUGAUGGGACCAGAGGAUUCUCGAUGGGACGGGGAAAGCCUAUCACGGUUCAGGCAGACUGAUCAAGAGCAAAGAGGUGGUCGGGUUCCACAAGGGAGAGAAAGAGAGAGAGAGAGAAAGAACUUUAUAUAUCCUUCCCCAUGGGGGAAUGGUUUGAGUUUUGCAGACUUGAUAUAUUCUUCUUACUUCAAAAAUAACAUGUGUUUGAAUUACUCUAUCUUUACAUUACAAUAACAGAACAAACAGCUUUUAUCCCUUA
This is a messenger RNA of Brassica rapa (field mustard), 1762 nucleotides long. RefSeq names its product la-related protein 6B. Gene Ontology annotation, biological process: RNA processing. Gene Ontology annotation, cellular component: nucleus; ribonucleoprotein complex. The record is from RefSeq and is a predicted model, not a curated record. Lineage: Eukaryota; Viridiplantae; Streptophyta; Magnoliopsida; Brassicales; Brassicaceae. Gene Ontology annotation, molecular function: mRNA binding.